AGCGUUCCACUGCGUUCCAUUCCAUGCCUGUUGAUUGGUUCGCUGCGCCACCGCAUUUGCAGUCUGGGCAGCCGUUCGUAGCUGACCGCCCGUGGCCGUUAUCGGUGCUCCGUGCCGUUUUCGUUGUGUUCGCGCCACAGUGAAACCCCCUCUGUCCGCGGCAAAAUGGGCGUCGAAGUGCAGACCAUCUCUCCCGGCGACGGUCAGACAUUCCCCAAAACUGGUCAGACAGUUGUGGUCCAUUACACAGGUACCUUGGCAGAUGGUGCCAAGUUUGACUCGUCGCGGGAUAGGGGCAAGCCAUUCAAGUUUCGCAUUGGCAAAGGGGAAGUUAUUCGUGGCUGGGACGAAGGCGUUGCUCAGAUGAGCGUCGGCCAGCGAGCCAAGCUGAUCUGCUCUCCAGACUAUGCCUAUGGAGCCAUGGGCCACCCAGGCAUCAUCCCGCCUAACGCCGUGCUCACCUUCGACGUGGAAUUGCUGCGGCUUGAGUAAAAUUAAUGAUUGCUCCACGCCCUUCCCAGCUCUACGAACAAGCAUCGGCGUCAAGCCGGUCGCUGUCUUCGCUCAUCCCUUCCCUUAACCCCACCACCAAGCGUUUCGUUUGUUUGUUUCAUUUGUUUUGUCCACUCCUUGCCCCCAGCAAAAGUCUCGGACAAAGGCCUGGCCUUCCUCUUGUGGGCAGGUGGAGGCAGCCUUGUUUGCACCGUGCGUCAGGCCUCCUCCAAGCAGCGGAUGACACACUUUUUGUCAGUUAAACAGCAUCCGGGAGAGGGAAUUCCUUUGAGAAACGAGAUGCACGCCCAUUCGCUUGAUGCGUUUUAUUGCCGGGCUAACAAUGCUCAUCGCGCCCAACGAACUAGCCCAAAACGUGCGGGAGACCUUCCGACUGUUCCCGUGUCGAGUUGCCGUUAGUGAGCCAGGCCACCUUGUGAACAAAAAAGGGAGUUUGAGCAGAAUCUGAAGACGUUGCAAGAACCGCCGUGGAUACCGUUGUGGCAGUGUUGGGAAUCCCAGGGUGGUUCGCUGUCUGGAGACGUCUACCAAUUGCUGCGGGGGGUGUGCGCGUCACAGAAUCAACAGCACGCGUCCUCCUCUUGCCUCGCCAUCCGAGAUUCCGUGCUUUGGUGGUGUUUCGGGACAGCCGACCACUCUGCUCGAAGGAGCCUUUGACAUUUGGACUUGCCAAGAAAGCCGCUGUGUUUCUCUGUGUACGCUCUCUGGUUGUUGGGGACGUGGUGUUGGCACGGUGCCACACAAUGAUGCUGCACUGCCGCACUGCGCCCUGGAACUAUGCACCCCCUCCCGUGCCCUGUACCUGUGUGUGAGAAAUAGAAAUGUUCCAAAUGCA
Rhipicephalus sanguineus (brown dog tick) is the source of this 1348-nucleotide messenger RNA. It is a transcript of the gene Fkbp12, whose product is annotated as peptidyl-prolyl cis-trans isomerase Fkbp12. Gene Ontology annotation, molecular function: peptidyl-prolyl cis-trans isomerase activity. The coding region runs from base 166 to 492 and encodes 108 amino acids. The transcript has 5 exons. Lineage: Eukaryota; Metazoa; Arthropoda; Arachnida; Ixodida; Ixodidae. The record is from RefSeq and is a predicted model, not a curated record.